Molecule: messenger RNA, 1659 nt
Organism: Maylandia zebra (zebra mbuna)
Lineage: Eukaryota; Metazoa; Chordata; Actinopteri; Cichliformes; Cichlidae
Product: alpha-(1,3)-fucosyltransferase 7
Cellular component (GO): membrane
Molecular function (GO): alpha-(1->3)-fucosyltransferase activity
Source: RefSeq, a predicted model, not a curated record
GAAAAAGCUUCACCAGCUGCAGACUGCUUGGUAUGGUACCCAGUGUUCCAUACCAUUGAUCGGUGGCCUUUUGACCUGGAAUACACCCAGCAGCCAUGACAACAUCUGGUCCCAGGGCCUGCUUUAUUCUCACCUUGCAUGUCGUCAUUUUUCUCUCACUGCUGUUCUACAACAGCUUCUUGACCCACCGCGAGCUGCAGAGUUACCCCAACGGUGCUCAUGGAGACAUCAGGAUUCUGGUGUGGCACUGGCCGUUUGGCCGCUCCUACAGUCUGGACGGGAACAAAUGCCUCAAGAUGUAUAACAUCAGCCGUUGUUUACUCACUGAUGACAGAGCUGACUUCUCUGCUGCCGACGUGGUUGUGUUCCACCACUAUGAGCUGAGCAGAGGUCUUUCAUCUGUGCCCCUACACCUGGAUCGACCUACGUCUCAGCACUGGGUGUGGAUGUCCUUGGAACCUCCUGUCAAUAAUGUGAACCUCACACAUUUCAACGGCCUCUUUAACUGGACGAUGAGCUACAGGCGUGAUGCAGACAUAUCCAUUCCUUAUGGGCAAACAAUGCUGGGAGGUGAUAAUCUAAGUUUUCCAGCUGCUCCAAAUCGCUCCUGCUUUGCCAGCUGGGUGGUCAGCAAAUACAAGCCUCAACAGACUCGGGCUGCUUUUUAUCAAAGACUAAAGAAGCAUAUCCCCAUAGAGGUGUAUGGCAGGUGGAACAAGAAACCCUUGCCAGACAAGAAGCUUUUGCCCACCAUUUCAAACUGUCUGUUCUACCUUUCUUUUGAGAACUCUGAGAAAAAAGACUACAUCAGUGAGAAACUCUGGAGGAACGCUUUUCAAGCAGGGGCUGUACCAGUGGUUCUCGGCCCCAACAAGGCCACCUACGAAGCCAUGACCCCCCCACAUUCCUUUAUCCAUGUAGCUGAUUUCAAUAGCCCAGCUGAUCUGGCAACAUAUCUGAAGGUUUUGUCUGCAGACAGGCAGGCCUAUGAGAAAUACUUGGAGUGGCACAACACCUACCGAAUUAAAACCUACAGUGACUGGAGAGAAAGGCUGUGUCAGAUCUGUGUCAGGUAUCCCAGUUUACCAGCCAGGAAAGUCUACCACGACCUGGACAGCUGGGUGAACGGCUAGUGUCUGAUUUCUUCACCAAAGGUUUCAGACUGCGGAUUCUGCUGAGUUUCCACAUGCAAAUGUAAAAUGCAGAACACUUGAAGUACAGUGGAAGAGAAUUUGUUGCACAGUCAGUUAAUUUUGGUAAACGGUGAGAAACUGCAAGUUGAAGCAGGUGGGUAGGUUGCUAAUAAUCACGUUACACAUGUUCGAACUACAGGUAAACGUGCCACUGAACAAGAAGCACGGUUUUUGUUAGUACUGACUGCUGGUGUGCAGUAUCGUCUCAAAGGACAUGAGCGAUGGCAGAUACACACUACAGAUACAUUUCAUUACAUGGUACCAGACUGAAAUAAUAAUUCAGGGCUCCAUGCUGGGCCACUGUGUUUUAUUUAGGGCUAUUCUUUGUGAGCAGUAGCAGAUAUUCUCCUGCCACUGCUGGACAUUUCUCUGCUGUUUAUCAGAAUAUUGGUGCCCCUUCCUUGGAAGGCGCAUUAACAUUUGCUUACUUUGUUCAAUGCCACUUGUUCAAAUGUUCUUGAUGUUC